Messenger RNA from Brugia malayi, 219 nucleotides. RefSeq lists its product as uncharacterized. The transcript is spliced from 3 exons. NCBI's taxonomy places the organism in Eukaryota, Metazoa, Nematoda, Chromadorea, Rhabditida, Onchocercidae. The record is from RefSeq and is a predicted model, not a curated record. The coding region runs from base 1 to 219 and encodes 72 amino acids.
AUGAUCGGAACAUCAGAAUUCGGGAUAUUUACACAUCAAGGUGGAUGGAUCGAUACGUAUCUGUGUGCAUGGUCGUGUCUCCGAUACAAUUUGCUUUCCUUGUAUCCUCACAUUCUGAGGUACCAGUUAGUGGUCCAGCUAUCUUAUUGCAAGCAAGUCAGGGAAACAGAUGAGGAUCUCCUUGCGACAAUUCUGACGAGAAGGAUUAAUCCAUUUUAA